This is a messenger RNA of Austrofundulus limnaeus, 3234 nucleotides long. RefSeq names its product cell wall protein DAN4. The coding region runs from base 498 to 2873 and encodes 791 amino acids. The transcript has 8 exons. The record is from RefSeq and is a predicted model, not a curated record. NCBI's taxonomy places the organism in Eukaryota, Metazoa, Chordata, Actinopteri, Cyprinodontiformes, Rivulidae.
AAGGGAAGGAUGGAAGGGGGGUGCUGGAAGAUGCCUGGUCCCCGCUUGAAUUAGGGAGUCCCUUUGUACCGGUCUCUGGCUCUUUGAAUUAUCCACUCUGUUCUGAUGGAGUCGGCAUAAUGAGCAGGAGUUCAAUUUAAACCUCUUCUCUGGCUCUCGCUGAAAGAAACGGUUCUUUUUAAGCUUUAAACGUUUCAAAACGUACACUGAGUGCUCAUCAGUUUCACAUGAAGCUGAUCGUGUUGUCACAGACCUUGAACAAGCACUCCCUCGGAGACUAAAUUAAUGCAAUCCCCCUGAGAGAAUAUCAUGUAAUGGUGACUUCUGCUAAAUUUGUGUUCUACUGCCACCCUCUUGACUUCCACCGCUACUUGUGGGYUCAGAAUUUGGAUCUGAUCUGUGUAAUACAACUCUGCCUUGCUGCAGUUUUGAUAUCACAUUACCUGUUAUUGGCAAAAUGAGUUACCAUGCUCUCGUUCUGCAUGUAAAACCUCGUAAUGCCUCUCCCGUCGUACGUUACUGAGCAACUGAGUCCCAGGAGGCCUGCAUGGCAUGAACGGAUGAGCGAAUCCAACCAAAACUCACCUAUAGAGGCAGGAGGAACAAUACUGCCAAAGUGUGAGACAAUAAUUGAAAGUGAAAAUGAAGUCCUGGAGCUCAUGGGGCGAGUGGAUGAAGGAGUCGAGGAGUUCUUUACAAAGAAAGUGCUUCCCACUGAAACACAGAACAAGCAAGAUGAAGAAACCAUCACCCUGCAGGAAGUGGCUCCCGCCAGCUCCGUCCCUUGCCCACCACCAACGAAAACGCUCAGGAGGAAGCUCGGCGACUUCUUCACGCUMAAGAAGAAGCGAGGCUUAAAGUCAGAACCGAGCCAAGAGGGUCGGCCCAAGAAGGCCUCCAUCGCCGAUCUCAUCCGCCCCCUCAGGGAGGUCGCCAGGUCAGAGAAAGACAAGGACCGAGUGAAGGAGCACGACAAGGAGAACGAAAAGGAGAAAGCGAAACCGCACCUCGGUGCUGUUCCUGGAGAUCCGGCUGUCCAAGAACCACCUGUUGGAAGCGACGCACCACUGAGGGGUGAGGCCGCACCUCCUCGCCGAGCUCUCAGAGAAGGGAAAUCCCAGUCCCUCAUUCUGCUGUCGGGAUCAGCAGCAGCUGGGACCACCAAUGGCAGAAACACCGCCAAGAAACCGCUUGAAGGCCAACAUAGCUUUGAGCAGAAGCUCCAUCUGAUGCUUCAGCGCAUUGGAGUUUCCAAACCUCAGCCUGGAGACACGCAGAAUCAAGAGAAAGAGAUGAAAAAGGCUGAAUCUGAAGGCACCAUCAUUGACAGUAAACCUGAACCUCCGUCUACUUUCUCAAAACCUCGAACAAUGUCUGCAUCAUCAGACACCCGGCAUCAAAUUCGAGUAAGUGUGUCUGCACACGAGGCAGCUGGGAAACCUGCUCUCCUUCCAAAACCAGUACUCAAACCAGGUCCGCCUCCCACAACAUCUGGGCGCAACACGCCUGAGAACGAGCUAGCACAGAUACAGGAAGCAGAGACGAACACACCCACUAAACUCAGCCCGACCACAGUUCCAUCGGCUCCCGCUGCUCCCGACCCGGCUGCCGCCACCACCUCCACUGUACCGACAAUCUCAGACUCCGUCCCCGACGCAGCCAGCGUUACGGUUUCUCCUUCAAGUACUGUAGACACAGAAAUAUGCACUACUGAAGCAGCUACAACCCCCACUGAUGAUGCAGUCAGUGAGAACAAAGCCUCUGUCCCUAAAACCACCGACACUACCUUUGAGGCCGCCACCACCUCCUCUGAGUCUGUCACAAAAACUCCUUCUGUCGCCACCCUGGAAACUGCUUCUGAUCCCAGCAAGCAAAGCCCAGUUUCCACAACACCAACAGAUCUGUCAGUGAAGGCAACUUUGCCGGAGCUAAACGGCGUUCUCGCAAAGGAUGCUGAAGGUGAUGCAGAUGUUUCUGUCACCGCUGCAGCUCCUUCGUCCCCCACCAGCACAUUAGAUCCAGGCCUCACAGGCCCCGAAGCUGGUGAAACCACACCCGCUGCCUCCAGCGCCUCUGAAACAUCAGUCUCUAAAACGACAUGUCCUCCCUCCAUCCCCGACGAUACGAUUACAGUUUCUGUUUCACAGGAAGAAGUCCCCGUUCCCACAUCCUCCACCAUUGUCUCGGCUUCCCUUCCUCCCACCACCUCCUCUUCUUCUACAACAUCUGUAACCAUCACCCCAUCAUCCUGUGACCACAUGAGCUCCGUUUCUGCACCUUCAAACAUCCAGGCAGCCCUCCUCAGCCCCGAUGAGAUCCCUGCUCCCUCCACUUCUUCCAGUGACACCAACCCAACGGACACCACUUCCACCGCCACCAGUUUGAACCAUGCAGAUACAACUUCCACCAGCAGUCCAGCCAUCUCUGCUGCAAUCAGCUCCUCUACCGUUUUGGAUCCUGUCUCUAAAGUGACCCCUUCUGGUAACAAAUCAGGUGCAGCUCCUCACCUUCUGACGAGUCCACCUCCUUCCAAUGAUAGUCCAUGCCAAGACCAUGACUUACAGACAUCCUGUGAAGAAGAGGCCAAGGUAGAAAAAGCAGAAAAACCCUCAAAAGUUGCAGAGGACAAGGAGCUCGAUAUGAUCAAAAACAUCGAGUCAACUGAGCCCGAAAAGAAGAAGGAAACUGUUCUCAAGGAGACGAAGAGUGAAAAUGACAAACCAGCGCUUGACAAGAGUGAUCUACCAAGAAAAGAAGUUCAAAAAGAAAGCGUGAAAACUGAAGACGACACAAUGUCUGAACCUGGUAAAGAAGGUGAGCAGAGCAGAGACGACGUCAUCUCUGAGCCUCAAGAGCAAGAGGCAACUCUGUAAGUGGGUGAAAAGUAAAAAAAAAAAAAAACAGAGAAGUUGCUGAAAAUGGGACCAACAACUGUGACGGGCAGAAGAGUCCACAGUGAAGUAUACCAGGGUUGGGAGGGGAUGGAUCCAUGGCACUUCCUACAGGGACCACCACAUUACUGCAGCACACGACAAAGUGGAAUGGGCCACUGGACCAAAGAACUGAGAUCCCCUUGGUGAGAUGUAAUUAAUAAAUCCAGCAGUGUCUUUGUCCUUUUUUUAACUUUCGUUUGAGAUUUUACAUUGCACGUAUGAUUAUGUACCAUAAGAAAAAUACACCAUGUUUACAAAAGAUGGAUAAGAGUUAUGACUAUUAAAUGGAUUAUUCAACUGA